GUCUGUCUGGCGAGUGGAAAGAUUUCGGGGAGAAAGUGCGCGGGAGCGGGGCGGGAGAGUGCAAGCGCGCAGGCGCGACCGGGGGGGGGGGGCGGGCUGCGAGGAGAAUCUCAGCGAUCCUCAGUUACUGCCGCAUCCUCUGCCGGUCGUCAUGGCUGCCUACAAGCUGGUGCUGAUCCGGCAUGGCGAGAGCGCCUGGAACCUGGAGAACCGCUUCAGCGGCUGGUACGAUGCCGACCUGAGCCCAGCGGGCCACGAGGAGGCGAAGCGCGGCGGGCAGGCGUUGCGAGAUGCUGGCUAUGAGUUUGACAUCUGCUUCACCUCUGUGCAGAAGAGAGCAAUCCGCACCCUCUGGACAGUCCUGGAUGCCAUUGACCAGAUGUGGUUGCCAGUGGUCAGGACCUGGCGUCUCAAUGAGCGACACUAUGGGGGUCUAACAGGUCUCAAUAAAGCAGAGACUGCUGCUAAGCAUGGUGAGGCACAGGUAAAGAUCUGGAGACGAUCUUACGAUGUCCCGCCACCUCCAAUGGAGCCUGAUCAUCCCUUCUACAGCAACAUCAGCAAGGACCGCAGGUACGCAGACCUUACUGAGGACCAGCUACCCUCCUGUGAGAGCCUGAAGGAUACUAUUGCCAGGGCACUGCCCUUCUGGAAUGAAGAAAUUGUCCCCCAGAUCAAGGAGGGGAAAAGGGUCUUGAUUGCUGCCCAUGGCAACAGCCUACGGGGCAUUGUCAAGCAUCUGGAGGGUCUGUCAGAAGAGGCCAUCAUGGAGCUGAACCUGCCAACUGGCAUCCCCAUCGUCUAUGAACUGGACAAGAACUUGAAGCCCAUCAAGCCCAUGCAGUUCCUGGGAGAUGAGGAGACCGUGCGUAAAGCCAUGGAAGCUGUGGCUGCUCAGGGCAAGGUGAAGAAGUGAAGGCGAGGAGGCGGACUCCUGCCCUGACACCCUCUCUCCCUGCUUGUUCCUGCCUCCUGCACCCUCCCCUGCACCUGCCACACUGACUACAUCUUUAGGAUCUUCAGUUUAAGUUGUAGCUGCAGAUAGGGACCUGUGGCUCCCAUUCUCCUUUUAGUAUUUUAUCCCCGGCACCCACUCCCUUCAUAGAAUCUAGUCAGAAGAAGACCUCUGGGGUGCAGGCUCUUGGUCCAUAUCCAGGGACGGCUCCCUGUUACAGGAGAGUUGAGAGAUAGUAAUUAUAGUUUUCUUAGCUCUUUGUUUACUAAGGGUCUGCUUAGGAAGAAGGUCGGGAGGGACUGUAUGUGGUAUGACCAAUGAGGAGAAGCUGUGGUCCAGUUUUGUCCCUGGAACCUGUCCUGCACUCUUCCCACAAUUAGGUAACUGGGGGCCUAGUCAUUCCAGUGGAGAGUGAAAGUAACCUCAUGCCGAUUAAAAGACCCUACUUUCUCUCUGACCCUAAAGGAGCUGCUGGCCCUAGAAGGUUGGGAACAGUCUUGUCAAGUCUAUGUGUUACAUUUAUUUUUACAAAAAUAAAGUAUAUAUACAUAUAUCAGCACAAAAGCAACGAGGUUGCUAGUGGCAGUUGAGAGUCCUAAGUGGUCACCAGAAAAAAAGCCAUUCCUCAUAUCAAAUGGGAUAAACUCCUUGUACCUCUUGCUGUGUUUGGAUCCCUUUGCCUUGUUUUGUAGAGGUGAAGCCCCUUGAUCAUGUCCAAGGUUUUGUCUUUCACUGUCUGAAUCAUGUUCCAGCUGCUUGACCCUACUGUGUGGGUUCAGAACUCGUUUGGGCAUAACAACUAAGUCUCUUUCCAGAUCAGUAUAAUAAAGGAGUGAUGUGCAAUACUUUA
This is a messenger RNA of Rattus norvegicus (Norway rat), 1805 nucleotides long. RefSeq names its product phosphoglycerate mutase 1 (gene Pgam1). Gene Ontology annotation, cellular component: ooplasm. The record is from RefSeq and is marked validated. Gene Ontology annotation, biological process: glycolytic process. Gene Ontology annotation, molecular function: phosphoglycerate mutase activity; catalytic activity; bisphosphoglycerate mutase activity. Lineage: Eukaryota; Metazoa; Chordata; Mammalia; Rodentia; Muridae.